AUGAGGGGCAGAUACAGGGAAAGGCAGGCUGUCCUGCAGAACCUGUUGAUGUGUAUGGUGUGUUUUUACUCACUCUACUAUAUUGUGGUCAGUGUCUGCAUCGGCGUUCUCAGGGUGGAGGAGGUGGACAGCUUGUUAGCACCAUUUGACUACACCACACAACCAUCAUGGCAAAGUCCCAAAUACUUAGUGAGUGUGAUCUCCACAGAGGUGACGUAUGUUCUGGGUGGUCUGGUGUUCGCGUGGAUCGUGGAGGAGUGGGUCUGGGAUUACGCCAUUACUGUCACACUGCUGCACGUCGCCCUCACAGUCGCAGUCAUGGCUGAUUUUCCCUCAACAGAGCACUGGUGGAUUGCUCUCGGCUCCGGGUUAUUGAUGAUGAUUUUUGGAGGGCAGCUUCUGGCUUACCGACUGUUCAGAAAUAAUUUUGUGCAUCCCACAGAUCUCCAGAACUUCUGACAUCUUCAAGAUAAACGCUCUCAGUUUUGUAUUCAUUCAGUUUUUUAUGUCGAGGUUUGAAAUGGU
Danio aesculapii is the source of this 525-nucleotide messenger RNA. RefSeq names its product transmembrane protein 244 (gene tmem244). Bases 1 to 459 code for a protein of 152 amino acids. The transcript has 6 exons. The record is from RefSeq and is a predicted model, not a curated record. NCBI's taxonomy places the organism in Eukaryota, Metazoa, Chordata, Actinopteri, Cypriniformes, Danionidae.